AUCCUCCUUUUCGUAGAGACGAGUCCAACGUGAGUUUUGAGGUAAAAACCUUUUUCAUCAAAUCUUUGUAAUCUUACGUUAUUCUAUUCUGUGACCAGUAGAUUUAGGUGCUCCACGCUAUAAUUUCAUAACUUUAGUUAAUUUAAAGUAAAGACAUCAUGUUGCUGUAUACUUACCCAGAGAAUUUCCGCGCAUAUAAGGCUUUGAUAGCGGCACAAUUUUCAGGAGCCAAUUUGAAAGUUGCCCCAAAGUUCGAAUUUGGAGAAACAAACAAAUCGGAAGAAUUCUUAAAAAAGUUUCCCUUGGGAAAGGUUCCAGCUCUUGAGACCGACGAUGGCAAAUAUUUGACUGAGUCGAAUGCUAUCGCAUAUUACGUGUCGAAUGCUCAACUGCGAGGAUCAAAUGACUUCGAAAAGGCUGAAGUUAUGCAGUGGAUGAGUUUUGCUAACACUGAAAUUGGACCAGCAUCAUCAGCAUGGGUCUUCCCAAUUUUAGGAAUCAUUCAAUUCAACAAGAAUUCAGUUGACCGUGCAAAAGAAGAUAUCAAAGCAUUUUUGAACACUCUUCAAGUUCGUUUGGUAAACAACACGUUCCUAGUUGGUGAACGUAUUUCACUUGCAGAUAUCGUUGUGUUCUCUUCACUCUUGCAACUUUUCCAACAUGUUGCUGAUCCAGCAUUUCGUAAGCCAUACUUUGCUGUCAGCCGUUGGUUCAACACCAUUCUGAAUCAAAAAGAAACACAAGCUGUUGUGAAGAACUUUAAGUUCUGCGACAAGGAAGCUCAAUUUGAUCCUAAAAAGUUCCAAGAAUUCCAAGCUAAGCAUGGUGGUCAACAACAAGCUCAAAAGAAGGAAAAGAAACCUGCUGAGAAGCCAGCUAAGAAAGAGAAGGAAGUUGAGCCACCAGCAGAAUUAGAUGCUGCCGAACAAGCUCUCCUCAUGGAGCCUAAGUCAAAGGAUCCAUUCGAUGAAUUACCUAAGGGAACAUUCAAUUUCGAUGAUUUUAAACGUGUGUACUCUAAUGAAGACGAAGCCAAGUCUAUUCCUUAUUUCUUUGAAAAAUUCGACACUGAAAAUUACUCGAUCUGGUUUGGUGAAUACAAAUAUCCCAAGGAACUCACCAAGGUCUUCAUGAGUUGCAACUUAAUCUCAGGAAUGUUUCAACGUUUAGAUAAGAUGCGUAAGCAAGCAUUUGCAUCUUGUAUUUUAUUUGGUGAAGACAACAACAGCACCAUUUCUGGUAUUUGGGUAUGGCGUGGACAAGAUCUUGCUUUCCCACUUUCACCUGAUUGGCAAAUUGAUUAUGAAAGUUAUGAUUGGAAGAAGUUGGAUGCCAAGAGUGAGGAAACGAAGAAACUUGUGACACAAUAUUUCUCAUGGACGGGAACUGACAAAGAAGGUCGCAAGUUUAAUCAAGGAAAGAUUUUCAAAUAAAUUGCGCAAGGAAAUUGCCACACUGUCUAAUUUUCACCUUUUCCCAGUUCUAUGUGAAGCAUAAAAAAUGAAGAAAAAUCAUGAAAUCCCUUAAUGAAAUUAAUAAUCAGUUCUUUAACUUUUUUUUGUAAUGAAACUGAAAGUUGUUGGUAUAAAAAGAAAUGCGAGAUCUAACAAUUAAAAAAACAAUUUUCAACGAAAAAACUUUUUAUUU
Clunio marinus is the source of this 1647-nucleotide messenger RNA. The record is from the annotation of a GenBank genome assembly. Lineage: Eukaryota; Metazoa; Arthropoda; Insecta; Diptera; Chironomidae.